UAGUAAUUUAAACAUAUGCAUUAAAAAGUAAAGUCAAAGUAGAAGACAAAAAAAGCUAAAUUAGAAAUGACAAGAAAAUGUAAAACACUUUUUGACCUCACUUUUGCUUUAGUUAUAUACUAAAACAAUAUAGUACCAAUAGUUAUAUAGUACAGACAAUAAAAAAUAUAUUAAUAAAAAUAAUAGGCAUAUUUGUUAUUAUUAUGGCGGUUCUUUUAUUGGUUUCGUACCGCACCUUUUACUGCAGAUUACGGCAAAGGCAAAAAAGAAAAAAAAAAGAAAAAAAAAUCUAAAUAGACAAAAAAAUGAUGCAGUGACAGAAGAUUUGUCAUUUUUCAUUUAACACUUGUAAAGAUUGUAAAAAUGUUAUUUUUGUUUACAAAGAUCUAUUCCAAAACAAAAAAAAUAAAUAAAUAAAACUAAAAUGUUGCGUUUAUCAUUUUAGCUCAUUAUUAGAUGCUACAUUUCCUUUUUAAAUUCACAUGUAUUCAUAUAUAGCCUAUUCAUUGUUGUUUGAUAGUAGCGUUUUGCAAAUUAUCUGGUUAAAAAAAGAUCUCGAUAUUUAAACUAUCUGGGAUUAACGGAACGAUUAAGAAAAAAAAAUCUCAAGUGUUUUCAUAGAGUCCUGCCAUGCGCCAUGAUGCUUUUCCCUAUCCAUAUGUUGUAUUAAUCCGCGAGGGGCGGAGGUAGUAGGGAAUCUGUGUGUGUGUGUGAAGGGCUUUGGAUUGGAGAUGCAGAAAGAAAGGGCAGUUUCAAGGAAGUGACGGACGACGCUUGGAGGACUGGUCAGAGGAAGUUUGCUCGAUGGUUGGUACCGUGCUGCUCACUGAAACUUUUGCCCGUUGAGCGCCAGCAGCACCGUGGAGAGGGACGGAAGGACCCGCCGGUCGAAGGGAGCUUUUGUUUCCCCCGCCGCAUUUGGUAGCUCCCAGGAAUAACUUGAGGUUGGGAGGGGAAAAAAGAGGGUCACGGAGGAAUUUUACUACAAGCAACACCCCCUCCUCUCCUUCUCCUCCCCGCGCCUCCUGUUUUUUUUCUCCCCCCUUGUGGUAACAGCAAUGGGGAAGGAGCAGGAGCUUCUUGAUGCGGCGCGUACGGGAAACCUGGCGGCGGUGGAGAAGCUUUUGUCCGGGAAGCGACAAGCCGCUGGCGGAUUGUCUGGGACCGGUGGAAGCGCCAACAGCGGCGGCCACGGUGCCUCCUCUCACCCGCUCUCCAGCCUGCUCAGCAUCUGGAGAGUCCCCAACGUGAAUUGUGUGGACUGCACUGGAUACACGCCCCUCCACCAUGCUGCCUUGAAUGGACACAGCGACGUGGUGGAGGCGUUGCUACGGAACGAGGCCUUGACCAACGUUGCGGACAGUAAGGGCUGCUACCCCCUCCACCUGGCUGCAUGGAAGGGGGACGAGCGGAUCGUAAAACUCCUCAUUCACAAAGGACCUUCACACCCCAAAAUCAACGAGCAGAGCUCUGUAGACCAUAAAGAGUUCAAACGCUGUGGGCCCUUUGACCCCUAUAUUAAUGCCAAGAACAACGACAACGAGACGCCGCUGCACUGUGCCGCCCAGUAUGGCCACACCCAGGUGGUGCAGCUCCUACUGGAGGAACUCACCGACCCCACCAUGAGGAACAACAAGUUUGAGACUCCGCUGGACCUGGCUGCGCUCUACGGUCGGCUGGAAGUAGUCAAGCUGCUGCUCAGGGCCCAUCCCAACCUGCUUCACUGUAACACCAAAAAACACACACCUCUGCAUCUAGCCUCUCGGAAUGGACACCUGUCCGUGGUGGAGGUUCUGCUGGAAGCAGGCAUGGACAUCAACUACGAGACUGAGAAAGGAAGUGCCCUCCAUGAAGCUGCUCUUUUUGGAAAGGCUGAUGUGGUGCAGAAGCUUCUAAGUGCAGGCAUUGAUGUAAACAUUACCGACCUGAAGGGCCUCACAGCACUGGACACGGUCAAAGACAUGCCCUCCCAGAAGAGCAAAGAGAUCGCUGCUCUCAUUCUUGGUCACAUGACUGGAAAACAUCCUGUUAUUGACCUCCCCCCUCCACCAGUCCCUCCACCUCAGGAGAGUCCAGUUCCAAGAAAGAAAGGUGAGCUCAUCACCGAGGAGGAGAGCCCCUACGAAGCUCUCUUUGAAGCAACCUCUUGCCACUCUUUGGACAGCCUCACCAGCGGGAAGUCCUCUGACAGGGACUCAGGACGGCCUGAUAGUGAAGUUGGGAAGAAGGAUCGCCUUGUCCAUUCGUCACACCCUGGUCCUCCCCAGGAGGAGGAGACCAGCUCAGAGCCAAUGCAUACUAGUAGCAGCGCUGAUGUCCGGAGAGAGCCAGUGGAGGAAGAGGAGGAUCACACGUACGAGUUGUUGAUGUCCGCACAGACCAAAGUCCCCCCACCCAGCCAGGAGUCCCAGUCUCAUAGAGACGAGAAUACUACUACACAGUCUUCCAACAGCAUCCUACCUCAGCGUAAAUCUUGCGUCCCCCCAAAUGACCUUAGAACCCAAAGUAAGACGAGAGACAGUCUGCACCCCCCUGCGCGGAAAUGCCCUCGAGCACCGGGAGAUAGCUCCCAUUCUGGCCAGGAUCAGGGAGCAGGUGUCCCGGAGCAGUUCACCGGCCUCCUGCACGGAUCUUCUCCCGUCAUCGACUCCCGCGAGGACGCCUUCCCGGCUGUCCUGCCAGCCAACCAAGGCCAGCCGCAACAAAGGAAAGCCGCCAAAGUCAAACCAGAAGAACCCGCUGCUCCAACGCAACCUGCUCGAGCCAGCAUGGCUGCCAUCUUUGCAGACUGCGAUCCGAAAGCGAUUUAUGCCACUGUGAACAAGGAGCCCCGGGACUCGGGCUCCGGCGCACGAAUGCGCCCCCCUGGGGACCUGAAGCUGGCCCGCAGCCUGUCCAAGUCUGACUCGGACUUGCUGGUGUCCCCUCCGAGUGAGGAUGAAGGGGGUCUGGGAAACCGGAGCGAGUCUGUUUCUAACUGCAGCACAGGCAAGAAGAGGCUGGAGAAGUCUCCGUCCUUCACCUCAGAAUGGGACGAGCAGAAAAAGACGACUUCUCCACUUCCAAAGCUGCGAAGAUCUAAAUCCUGUGACAAUAUCGAGAAGAUCAUGACACUCAUUGGUGCUCGCAUCGACCUCUCUGGUGACCAGCAGUAUGAAACACCAGCAGGUGCUUCAGGCCGGCUGCUGGACCAGCCCGUGGGGGACUGGCUGGAGCAUGUGGGGCUGCCUCAGUACGAGAGCAAGCUGCUGCUGAACGGCUUUGACGACCUGCACUACAUGGGGAGUAAUGUCAUGGAGGACCAGGACUUAAGAGACAUCGGGAUCACGGACACGAGCCACAGGAAGAAGAUCCUGCAUGCAGCACGCGCCUUUCCGAAGGUGAAGGCGCUGGGCUGUGACGGCAGCAGCUCCUUGUCCGCCUGGCUGGAAAAUCUGGGUCUGCAGGAGUAUUUGCCCAACUUCCUGGCCAGCAACUACCACACCCUGGACUGUGUUAAAAACCUCUGGGAGCUGGAAAUCGUCAACGUCCUGAAAAUCACCUUGCUUGGCCACAGGAAGCGGAUCAUCGCCUCUUUAGCAGAGAGACCGUAUGAGGAGCCUCCGGUGAAACCUCCCCGCUUGUCUCAGAUCAGGGUUCAGGACCUGCCAGGAUCUCCCACCUCCUCUCCUCUCAGUCACAUGGAGCAGUACUCUGGACACUCCAUGGACCCCCUGGUGCCUGCAGGAGAGCCCAGCAGGAGGAAGGCGGCAGAGAGCGACUAUGAAGCUUCCCAAAGACAUCGUAGCGAGCGCCACAAGCCUCACGAGCGCCACGAGGAGUGGAAUCGGGAGCCUCGCUUGACUCUGAGACCUCCUAGUCUGGCUGCUCCGUAUGCUCCGGUCCAGGACUGGCACCACCAGCCCGAGGAGCUUAUUUUUGAGUCCUGCUCCUAUGAAGCUAACUACCUCGGUUCAAUGCUUAUUAAAGAGCUGAGGGGCACAGAAUCCACGCAGGACGCUUGUGCCAAAAUGCGGAGAUCCACAGAACAAAUGAGGAAAGUUCCGACCAUCGUCCUCUCCAUCACGUAUAAAGGUGUCAAAUUCAUCGACGCAGCCAACAAGAACAUCAUUGCAGAGCACGAGAUCCGCAACAUAUCCUGUGCAGCCCAGGACCCUGAGGACCUGUGCACGUUUGCUUACAUCACUAAAGACCUGCAGACCAGCCACCACUACUGCCACGUCUUCAGCACGGUGGAUCUGAAUCUGACCUACGAGAUCAUCCUGACGCUCGGUCAGGCGUUUGAGGUGGCGUACCAGCUGGCUCUGCAGGCCCAGAGGACCAAACAGCAGCAGAAUCUGUCUGCAGGAGCUGCUUCCGAAGUGUCUGAGACGAGGCCGGGCAGACCUGUGCCCAGACCCCGCGGGAGUAUACGCAAGUCAGGGCAGGGGGACCUGCUGGAACAGGAGGGGGACCCUCAGUCCCAGAGCGGUGCUGCCUGGCUGGUGGACUCCAAGGAAUCCAAGCGCACGAUCAGCACUAAGUACGAGACCACCAUAUUCUGAAAGGAGCUCCUCCCUCCUCGGUCUCACCUUUUGUCCCUUCACCUCCUCCUGUGUGCCUUUUGACUGUGACUCCUUCCUGCUCGCCACCUCGCCGUCUUCCUCCAACGGUCCUAACACUAAACCACGCUUUCCCGCCCGUCUCCUUCACCACUCCCGCUGUGGCUCGUCUUCACCGCUCCCCUGUUUUUGCAGCUAUCACCCCCCCUGCGCUCCCUCUUGUUUCCUCUCAGUGAUCAGCUCUUUCUCUCUCACUGCAUUAGGCGCCGGCCGCUCUGAAGCGCUCCUCUCACAACCUUUCACCUCCCGUGAGGAAUAGCUGCUUAGCCCCCCGCUGCACAUAUCCUGUACCUGGAGGAGGGGGGGCGUGUUUCCUGAGGAAACGGCAGAGCUGCUUCUGUAAUUCUAUGCAUCAUCGGCAGGACUUUCCGCUUCUGCUCAGUGGGAUGUAGACUUGUGCUGAAGGAAAUCGGGGCUGAGAUCGUAGCACUGUGAUGAAGUCCUCUGUAGCAUUUUGUGGAGGGAGGGGCGGGGAGGGGUCCCACACAUAGUCUGGAUCAUCUCAGCUUGACUGUAGGAGGACUUGAACCCAGUGCUUCCUCUGAAACAAACCAACCAUGACUAAGCACUUUUACCAAAUCUUCAAGUUUGCAUGAAUAAGUGCAUUUUUUCCUCUUCUUUUCACUGCGAAUGCCUUCGUUCUUCAUUCUGUCAGUGUUGCCUUUGUGUUUCUUCUGUUAAUAUUUCACCGCAGACGGUGAAAAGAGUUAACCAUUAUUGAAGUGGAGGGAGGGGGACAACCCAUAGUGUUUGUGCUUUCUUUUUGUUUUUUUUACUCCAUGAUGAUCUGACCUGUGUGUCUGUAUCCCCUCACCUCCUGCAGCUGAACACUGUGGCUCCUCCCGGUCAGUAUGUCGGGACAGGAGCGAGCCCAGCUGCGUGGCAGGUGGGGCGGGGAAAAAUGAAAUUCCCCCGGCGUCCCACCUCCCACGCAGCAAAACGACAUCGCCUUUUUCCGGAUCCUUCAAAAGUUUGACGCGGCGGACGACGGUUCCUCCCUCGACUCUCACCUCCUCCCUGACGUUCUUCAGAGUUUUUGUCUCCCUUUUUUUUUUUUUUUUUUGAGGAAAUGAAGCUGCAGGUUUCACAGCAGGACUUGUAGCGAAAGGGGAAGUGGGAGGAGUCCGUUUAGACUCCUCCUCCCUUCUGAACUGUGGAGAUGGAUGGAGAUGAACUCCAACCAAACACUACAAAGAAUUUUUGAUAUCUCUAUUUUGUGCUUUUAUUUGGUACGAAAUUGUCUUUAUUAUUAUUAUGUUUUCAUAGGAGUGUAACUGGAUCAGGCGUGGUUCACAGGUUUAACUCUUUUUAAUCCCUCUCCAUUCAUGAACGUAAUCUAGGCGAGAUGAUUGAGCGAAACCUGCCAUGCAGGGCUGGUACGGCCUCCAGUGUGACUGGAGGACGCUGCAUGAAGCUGCUGAUUAUUGAUGGUACUUUUUAAGGCUGCGCGUCCGGGUACACCCCACCCCCCCAGCAGUACGAUACGUGAUCCAAACGGACGUCAGCCGCCCACACGGUCCGGUUCUGCUUUUGCACAUUUGCCAAGGAUCAGGAGACACUUUGGAUCUAAUCUGACGACGACUUUAAUGAGAGCGAUUGGUGAUUCUGGUGGUCUAUUUUUUGAUACUUGAAUGAUUUUUUUUUGUUUGUUUUUAUAAAUAUCUAUAUAAAUAUAUAUAUGUAUAUGUAUGUAUGUACCUAUGUAAUUUUUUUUGGUCAAACGAGAGAAAAGGACUAUGUCUUAUACAAUGAAACAUAUCGUGAGCAAAAAAAAAAAAAGAACUUUGUGGUUUAAAAAAAUAAAGACUGAGAAAGUGACUCAGACGAGGGACCUCACUUCAAAGAAAAGAUUGUACAUAAUCUUAGUCUUCCAGUCUUUUUUAUGAUUAUUUUUCAUAAUUGUUCAACUAAUAAAUGUUGCAGUUAGAACUCCUGA
This is a messenger RNA of Oryzias melastigma (Indian medaka), 6537 nucleotides long. RefSeq names its product ankyrin repeat and SAM domain-containing protein 1A (gene anks1aa). Gene Ontology annotation, molecular function: protein binding. Gene Ontology annotation, cellular component: cytosol. The coding region runs from base 1059 to 4544 and encodes 1161 amino acids. The transcript is spliced from 27 exons. NCBI's taxonomy places the organism in Eukaryota, Metazoa, Chordata, Actinopteri, Beloniformes, Adrianichthyidae. The record is from RefSeq and is a predicted model, not a curated record.